Molecule: messenger RNA, 1724 nt
Organism: Lacerta agilis (Sand lizard)
Lineage: Eukaryota; Metazoa; Chordata; Lepidosauria; Squamata; Lacertidae
Gene: SPATS1
Product: spermatogenesis associated serine rich 1
Exons: 8
Source: RefSeq, a predicted model, not a curated record
AAAUGUAGCUGAAUAUUAGACAUUUGUUGAAUAAUUAGUAUAGAAAUGCAUGUUCGACUGUCUCUCUGCUCCUGUUGACAGAAGAUAACUACAUGGUGAUUGAUAAUAGUCUGACUGUUAAUCACUUUAUCUCCAAAGGCUGAUCUGGAAAUUAUCCUCAAAUGCUUUGAGAAAGGCUGUUUUUCUGCUGUCUACACCUGGAGGCUUGGAAAGGAGUUAGAAGGAGCUGGCAAGCUGAGGAGUUGUCAUCAUGCCCAAAAGAAAAAAAGAAGAAAGGGAGACAUGCUGCCUUUUGCCCACUGAACGCCCAGACCGCCCUCCUUCCUGUCAAUGAGGCACCGAGGAAAGUAUUCAGCCAGACGAUGGAGCCUGGGGGGACCAAGAUGGCCUUGCUCAGCAACGUCCUGGCAGCCUAUUCCUUUGUCACAGAACUAAGCAACACAACAAGAAAAUCCACUGAGCCCCAGAAACAAGACGCAAUAUUGACAUCCCUCCAGCACGAUGGCAGUCAAGAAAAUCCAGAUCCAUCCUGUAAGCCCUCCCAAGAAGCAGAGCCUUCUGGCUUCUCAAAAUUCCUCUUCAGCCUUCCUAAGCCUUCCAGUGAACCUCCACCUGAAACAAAUCUGGUAAAAGAAAGCGACCAAUUUGUGGAGGUCCAACUGCAGAAGACGUCCUCUCGAGAUAAUGAGAAUUCAGACACAGAAUGGACAUUUUAUCCAAGUUCCUUUGGUCACACUUAUUACACGGGGAAAAAGUGUUUCUUUGAGGGUGUACAUCUCAGAAGCAAAACCACAACAACUGAAAGGACAGUGGAAAUGUGCUUUGGAAAGAAGAAAUAUGUGACUGAAGAUGCCUCCAGAAAUGGUAUUCCAUUGGUGACACUGGGAGACCACCCGUAUGCCUAUCCAGAACAAAGCAAAGACUUCCACAAAUUGGGACCAACCGUGCCUCCAGUGAAUUUUGGGAGUUCCAAGUAUAUAAAGCAGUCAGAUACAUUUAUUCCUCUGCAGCACUUGCCAGGAGUUCCUUGCACCCCUUUCCGUGUAAAGGAGAAGCAGCAAGAAUUAGAAAGGGAAAAAAUGGAAGUGAAACGCCUAGACAUUUGGAAGCCCGCUCCAUCUCUGCUGCAGGCUUUGUUUACAACUGGACCGACCAAAUGAUCAACUUUUCAAUAAAUUUAGAAGCAAAUGCAGCUUCUGGUUGCAUGUCAUAAGGUCCCUGGGAAUAUACCUGCUAACAAUUUACUGUCUUAGAUAGAACAUUUGUCAUUAUUUGUAGAAGCUGCUUAUGCCCAGGUACAGGUUUCUUUAAAAAUGAAAUUAGAUGUUAGCCAUUUUAGUAUAAAUCACGUUACUUCCUUGAAACUAUUAGUCUGCAUUCACAAAUGAAAAUAAUACACUUUACGCUUGCUCAGUGGUACUCUCAUCUAUUCAAAGUUAAUAUGUUCUGAGGCUGAAUCUAGACAUUAAAUUAGAUGCCAACGGUUUGCAUAGCAGAUUUGCAUACAACUCUUGUACGGAAAGUGGGCAUGGAACAGAGAAUUUAGAGUUGGAAGGAACUUGGAUAUCAUCUCAUUCUCUUCUGAUAAUUUCAGCCAAGGAUUUUCAGGCACUUGUGAUGUGAUAUCCUCUUAUGGUCAUUCUAGGCAGUGGUUGCUAAGCUGAGAAGCUGCAGAGAUCCAAGCACUAUGAGACUCUUCAAUAAAUGCAUACAAUUAAAAACCA